AUGGGAGACGCCAGUCCGAGCUGCGUAGAGCGGUCGGUCCUCAUUCUCUAUGGGUCUGAGACAGGCAAUGCACAGGAAGUGGCCGAGGAAUUGGGCGCCUUGACUGAGCGGCUUCACUUUACCACGCAUGUAUCCGAGCUGAAUCAAUGCAAGCCGGAACUGCUUUCAUCCUACACGCUUACUCUGUUUGUUGCCUCCACCACUGGACAGGGCGAUUUACCCGCAAACGCACGUCAGUUCUGGAAAUCACUGCUGCUGAAGAAGCUUCCUCCGACCUUCUUGGAGGGAGUCAACUUCGCAUGUUUUGGACUUGGAGAUAGUUCGUAUCCAAAAUUCAAUUGGGCAAUCCGUAAGCUCUAUAAGCGCCUACUGCAGCUGGGUGCGAAUGAGAUUUAUCCUACGGGUGAAGCCGAUCAACAACAUCCAGAAGGACUGGAAGGGACUUUCCUUCCAUGGAUGAUGGAUUUUCGAAAGCAUUUGCUCGAUAGACAUCCACUUCCCGAUGGACAACAUCCAAUCCCAGAUGACGAACAGCUUCCUCCAAAGUGGAUUUUACAGUUAGGAGAGGAAAAAGAAGCUGUCUUGAAGCCUAAUCCUCCCCUUAAAACAGAUCCUGAAGCCCCAGCAGAUGAAUAUCCAGGAUUACAUCACCUCGAUCAUGACAGUCGUCCUAUUCCUCAUACUCUAUCUGCAACAUUGACCGGAAAUCGACGGGUGACUCCGCAGAAACACUGGCAAGAUGUGCGUCAUGUCACCUUGACGGUCCCAGACGCGGUAUCCUACGUCCCGGGAGAUAUGAUUGCCAUCACACCGAAGGGUUCCCCAGCCGAUGCACAAGUCUUGAUCGAUCUCAUGGGCUGGCAUGACCAGGCAGAUCAACCAAUUUGCCUUGUCCCAACUGGGGCCGCAGCAUCUCCACCUCCUAUUCCCAAUCUCGAAUCAUAUCCCAAUCUCACACUACGUGCGCUCCUCGUAGACUCCUUGGAUCUCAGAGGAAUACCACGCAGGUCUUUCUUUUCGACUAUUGCACACUACACAUCCGACGAAAUGCACAAAGAGCGUUUAUUAGAAUUCACAAAUCCCGAGUACCUGGACGAACUCUGGGACUAUACCACCCGGCCACGUCGCAGUAUAGUCGAGAUCCUGCAUGAGUUCGACACAGUCAAAAUCCCCUGGCAGCAUGCGAUAUCCGUCCUCCCCGUCAUGCGCGCUCGCCAGUUCAGCAUAGCAAGCGGUGGCCAGCGCAAGCAGACAGCCGACGGCAAAACACAAUUCGAACUACUGAUCGCCAUCGUUAAAUAUCAAACCGUGAUCAAAAGAAUCCGCGAGGGCGUUUGCACCAAAUAUCUCUCUGUGCUUCGACCAGGCAGCACACUGCAGGUCCAACUCCAGCCAGGCGGCCUCAACUCCUCUGUCCAGCAACUCACAGCAGCAACCGUGCUCAUCGGACCAGGCACCGGAAUUGCGCCUCUCCGAUCCAUGCUCUGGGAAAAAGCAGCGCUAGUCCAAGCCUACCGCGAGCAAAACCCGGGCGUCACUCCACCCGUUGGCCCAACAGUCCUCCUUUACGGUGGUCGUAAUCGUGAAUCUGAUUUCUUCUUCGAGGAAGAAUGGGCAGAGCUCAGUAAGCUUAUUCCACUGCAGGUUUUAACCGCAUUCUCGCGAGAUCAGCAACGCAAGGUCUACGUGCAAGACACCAUACGGGAAAACUUUGCUCUGUUCUUCCGCCUGCUACAUGAUAUGCAGGGCUCUGUUUAUAUCUGCGGAUCGUCAGGACGAAUGCCCCAGGCUGUCCGUGAAGCCCUUAUCGAGGCAUUCCAAAAUGGAGGGGCUCCCGUGCCCGGGCAGCCGUUCACUCGCACCCAGGCCGAGGAGUAUCUUAUUAAAUUAGAGAAGAUCGGUCGGUAUAAGCAAGAGACAUGGUGA
Penicillium salamii is the source of this 1926-nucleotide messenger RNA. The record is from the annotation of a GenBank genome assembly. Lineage: Eukaryota; Fungi; Ascomycota; Eurotiomycetes; Eurotiales; Aspergillaceae.